AUGAUGGAUAAUCAAAUAAUGGGGGAUGAGAUGCGUACUUUGAGAAAGACAAAUUUUAGUAAAUUGAAAAGAUUAGAAAUUUAUGUACAUCCUGGAAUUUCGGCUGAUAUGGUGAUUAAAAUUAUUCGAGAAUCAAACAAUCAAUUACAAAGUUUACGUCUUGCUGGGAUAACACCACAAUCAGAUUUGAUUAAAGUUUUAACAGUUAUGACGAUUCAUUGUCAACAUCUCACAGAUUGUAGAUUAGUGCUUAAAGAUGGAGAUAACAACGCGUUUAACGCUUUACUCUCAUUUUUGGAUGUAUCAAAUAAGCUGGAGAUUCUCUAUAUCACAUUUACUGAUAGGGCAUACCCUAUAUGUGAAUAUGAAGAGAUGGCGAAACAUUUACCAACCGGCUUGCAUGAACUC
Messenger RNA from Dentiscutata heterogama, 408 nucleotides. NCBI's taxonomy places the organism in Eukaryota, Fungi, Glomeromycota, Glomeromycetes, Diversisporales, Gigasporaceae. The record is from the annotation of a GenBank genome assembly.